Messenger RNA from Liolophura sinensis, 6480 nucleotides. RefSeq names its product kielin/chordin-like protein. The transcript is spliced from 4 exons. Lineage: Eukaryota; Metazoa; Mollusca; Polyplacophora; Chitonida; Chitonidae. The coding region runs from base 430 to 3597 and encodes 1055 amino acids. The record is from RefSeq and is a predicted model, not a curated record. Gene Ontology annotation, cellular component: extracellular region.
ACAGAGAAACAGUUGACAGAAGACGAAGGGACCGGGUUUUAACUCAGAGAACCACGAUAACUUUAUGUGCUAAGCUCUGAUCUACGGAGAGGUAGCUAAGCUCCCUGUGGUUUACCAAAGAGCCCACGGGGGGUUUGGUCAGAGUAAAAAUAGUAGUAGAAAAUAAACCGCCGGAGAUAACUUGACUACUGAACUUCUGAAAGGCAACUCCUUGUAGCCGACAGGCUUAUUAAGACAGCGAUGCACGAUUUACUUGAGCUCUGGGAAUAAUUACGAAGCACUGACAGAGCCCUCUGCAGCGAAAUCCACAUACAAUAAAGCGAAGUCAGGAAGCAGGACAUUGGAAACUAAGUGCGCGCACGUGUGUAUCCGCAUCGUCCAUAAAACACGGUAAACCAUUGACGAUUUGAUUCAACAUUUCCUUACGAGAUGGCAUCAAGAUUCCUUCUCCUCUUCGCAUCAGGGAUGAUUUCUGCUCUUGUUGGUCUGGUGUGGACCCAGAACACCCCAGCGCCCCUGGGAUGUACACAGAACGGAAAACUCUACCGCCCAGGACAGGAGAUCUUUCGUAGCAGAGUAGGGGAUUGGUGCUAUGGAACGACUUGUUCUCCCAAAAGUCUGAUCGUUAGGUGGGACGACUUUAACUGCGGGGUAUCAUCAAAUUCUCAGCCAGUGAGUUGUGUGGUGAACGGAAAAGUCUACCAGCCGGGCGACGACAUUUCCGAAAGUCGAGCUGGAACCUGGUGUUACGGGAAGUUCUGCGAUCUUAACGGGCAUUUGGUUUCGUGGAAUAACUACGAUUGCGCAGAGGAAGUGCCGCCUACAUUCCCUCCAACAACUUCCACCGGGAAGAAAUUAGUGAGAAUCGAGCAAGCCGGUGAGGGAACGCGCCCUCUACCUUCGACCACUUCACCUCCAACCACCCUUAGACGCACAUGCCUUUACAACGGUGUCACCUACCAGCCAGGUGAGCAAAUCCCCGAUGGAAUGGGCUGUGGGUUCGAGUGUUCUAAGAAUGGGGAACUGCUGCGUUGGCCCUGUACAACUACAUCUACCACCACCUUAUCCCCAGGAUGCUUAUACAACGGCGUGACUUACCAGCCAGGUGAGCAAAUCCCCGACGGAAUGGGCUGUGGGUUCGAGUGUUCUAAGAAUGGGGAACUGCUGCGUUGGCCCUGUACAACUACACCUACAACCACCUUAUCCCCAGGAUGCUUAUACAACGGCGUGACUUACCAGCCAGGUCAGCAAAUCCCUGACGGAAUGGGCUGUGGGUUCGAGUGUUCUAAAAAUGGGGAACUGCUGCGUUGGCCCUGUACAACUAAAUCUACCACCACCUUAUCCCCAGGAUGCUUAUACAACGGCGUGACUUACCAGCCAGGUCAGCAGAUUUCUGACGGCAGAGGGUGUGGCUUUGAAUGCGGUCCCGACGGGCAACUUUUGCCUUAUCCCUGUACGCGUCCCACCUCACCUCCAAUACCACCUACUACUGCACAGAUCCCGGCGUUUGGCGCUACUUGUAUGUACAACGGAGUUACUUACCAGCCGGGCCAGCAGAUUUUGCGAGAUGCCAACGGAUGCGGCUUCGAAUGUGGCCCGAAUGGGGAGUUACUGGCUUAUCCUUGUCAACAACAUACCAUCGUACCGAUCACCACGCCAGCUCCUUCUUGUUUCUACAACGGACAGCAUUACGCGCCUGGUCAGCGAAUUCCAAGCAAUGGUCAGAACUGUGGCGGUCUAUGCUCCGAACAAGGCGAGUUGCUCUUCGCUACAUGCGUCAGUCCUCCCACUACCCGUCCCACAUCGCCUGUAACAUGUUCAUAUAACGGCGUGACGUACUCACCGGGUCAACAAAUUCCUGACGGAAGUGGCUGUGGGUUUGAAUGUUCCACAAACGGGGAACUCUUAGCGUAUCCAUGCCCUCCACCGACGACAACGCCAGUUACCAUUGCACCGAAUACGUGUGUUUACGAGGAGAGAAUGUACCAGCCUGGAGAAAGCUUCGGCGAGGGUAAGUCUGGAAACUGGUGUUAUGGUAUGUUCUGUGACAACAACGGCGAAAUUGUAGCAUGGGAUGACUUCCAAUGUGGCGAGACAACGCCGCCAAUACCUACGACAGAACCCACAACAACUCCUCGUGGGUGUUAUUAUAACGGGACUAUGUAUCAACCCGGCUCAACUAUCCACCGUGACUCAGCUGGCUGUGGGAGAUUUUGUAACCAGCAGGGACAGAUUGACUACUAUGUAUGCACACGCCCCACCCCUCCAUACACCACCACCCCGGGAGGAUGUGUUUAUGAAGGAAAGAUAUACCGUACAGGCGAGAGGUUUGCCGAAGGCAGGGAAGGAAACUGGUGCUAUGGGAUGUACUGUGGAGAAGACGGACAGGCUAUACCAUGGGACAAUUUUCAGUGUGGUGAAACCACGACGCCAAUACCCACGACAAUACCUUCUGGGUGUUACUAUAACGGGACCAUGUAUCAACCCGGGUCAACUAUCCACCGUGACUCGGCUGGCUGUGGGAGAUUUUGUAACCAGCAGGGACAGAUUGACUACUAUGUGUGCACACGCCCCACCCCUCCAUACACCACCACCCCGGGAGGAUGUGUUUAUGAAGGAAAGAUAUACCGUACAGGCGAGAGGUUUGCCGAAGGCAGGGAAGGAAACUGGUGCUAUGGGAUGUACUGUGGAGAAGACGGACAGGCUAUACCAUGGGACAAUUUUCAGUGUGGUGAAACCACGACGCCAAUACCCACGACAAUACCUUCUGGGUGUUACUAUAACGGGACCAUGUAUCAACCCGGGUCAACUAUCCACCGUGACUCGGCUGGCUGUGGGAGAUUUUGUAACCAGCAGGGACAGAUUGACUACUAUGUGUGCACACGCCCCACCCCUCCAUACACCACCACCCCACAUUUAUGUAUUCACGAAGGGAAAGCAUACAGACCAGGGGAAAGAUUUGGCGAAGGCAGGGAAGGAAACUGGUGUUACGGAAUGAUUUGCGGAGAAAACGGAGAAACUUUAUCGUGGGACAACUUCCAGUGUGGUAAAAACACAACGACGACGUUCACAUCUCCGUCUACUUCUACCAGGCAGCAAGGAGGCUGCAUGGUCGACGGGAAAUUUUACAAGUCCGGAGAGGAAAUUUCCCGUGUUAGUAGCCUGAACAUGUGUUAUGGAACGCUGUGUGACGAAAAUGGCGACGUAAUAGCAUGGGAGGAUUUUACCUGUGGCAACACUGGCAACACGAUUAAUCCUCAAGACCCUGUAAAAGAUUGCCAGUACAAAGGACAGUCUUACAAACCUGGACAAAAGAUCCUAUUGGCGGACAGUAGGGGGUGUAAGGUGUACUGUUCGCUAGAAGGCCGUGUAAGAGUGGAACGUUUCCCAUGUAUCACCCCUGUGACAGGCACGUCCACUAAAACGCCUAAUAAUUCCACGUACGCAGCUUAUAUUUGUUCAAGUCGAAAUGGAACAGCUGCCAAUGGAACAAGACUAGUAAUUUGUACCAGUGGAUUUUCCCCGAUAAUUGCGACAAGUUUUCUUAGCAUUGCCAUUUCAUUAUUUGCUCAUUUGGUUGUACUAAUAUUUCUUUAGAGAUUAAUCAUUUUCUUGUCCUGUCUGUUUUCACUGGUCUCUUUAGAACAUCUAAAUUCAGCUGAAAUAACAUUUUUGUUAUAUAGAAUUUUCAGUAUGGAAGUUAUUAUAGCACAAAUAUUGCAUAUUCUUUUGUGAGAUACUAUUCCACCGUCAUAAAAUGGCAAAAGAUAGAAAAGAAUAAUUAGUAUUCGACUUUUGUCGAAAUUUCGCUAGAGCCAUGGUAUUUUAGAGUACUGAUUGCACGAAUACCUAUCACUUUACUCUGGAUUUCACGGUUCGAUACCAAUGUAGUAUCCCUCAAUAAUUAACUGAUAUCGGUUGAUAAAUCUUCCGUUUUCCUACUCGAGAAAUGCUGUGGCUCUCGGGGUAUUUCAGUCGAUUACCGCUUAUCCAAAUUGUUCCUUUGUAGAUUCCGCUGUAUCUAGUUUCCGUUGUUUCUAGUUUCCGUUGUUUCUAGUUUUCGUUGUUUCUAGUUUUCGUUGUUUCUAGUUUUAUGUUGAAUACCGUCUCUCCUUAAUCCAUAUAUAGUUAAAUGUAAUAUUUUUGUUUCAAUAUUAACACUUGUCUUAUGUCGUUCUUGUGGAAAAAAAAUUGAAUUUUUUUCAAAAGUACACGUACAUUUCAGUUAUAUUUCUGUAUUUUGUGAUUUCGUGACCAAUGUAGCUUCCUAGACACUCUUUUGGCUUAAAACGUAGUUGACUUGAUUGCAAAUAGCAACUGAAUUAGGUUUACUUGUGACAUACAUUUUGUUUAGUGAAAACGAUGUCAUACAUGAUAAAUAUGUUUGAACUUUGUGUUCUUAGUUCUAUGCUGAAAAGUGUCUUUUAGAAAAUUUUAAAAAAAGCAGUGUAGUGUAGGGUACGGUGCUGAAUCAUGUCGUGAUUAAAAAAAAAAGUAUUAUAUCAAAUAGUCUCUUGUAUGGUAUUUGUUACAGUAGACUGCAACACGCAUGCCCAGUCGUGUGACAUCACCUGUGAUAAAAACCAGUCAUCUUAUAGGUAACUGCAUACCCUACUCUAAAGAACAAUAUCGUGUUAUGUGCUUCACCUAUGUCAAUAUUUUAAGUACUUUGUCGGCAACAGCGUCACACUUUUUUUCAUGUGUUCAUAGUUUAGAUUUUAUGACAUAGAUCGUUUUUUCCACGUCUAGCUCACUAAGAUGUUUGCCUAUUCAACCAUUGUUCGAUGUCAAAUAUGGGAUCAAUUUAUUUUUUUAUAAACUUCUUAUUUACAUUUUUAUCCCCUUCGUUUUUACAUCUAUGCUUAGCAAAUGAUAAAAUUGUAUAUAUUGCUGGAGAAAACUAAAAUAAUGGGUUUUGAAUUGCUUUUGGAAACCUUAAUAUAACACGUCAAAGAGAAUUGCCUCUAUUACAAGAGGUGACAAAGUGUACUAUCUCUUUUAAGUUUUAAUAUGCACCAAUACGUACUAUUAAAGGUCUUUUUGACGUAAUCUAGGCUAUUUCACUGGCAUGAAGACAGCUUUACAGUAUUUCAAAAUGGGUGCCUUUUUCUUAUUGGUUGAUAAAACUUUUACUGUUUUUUUUUACUAUGUAAGGCUUAUGCAAACCAUACUGCCUUUUGAGAAAGCGUGUCUGUCAAUAAAUAUAAAGAAUGUUCUAAACAGCUUAAAUGUAUGAGAAAGUUCGUAUUUUGUGGAUAAGUGUUUUUCUCUGAGAAUCACCCUGAGUAUUCCAAGAUUCAUUGUUAGCGUGAGUUAACUAAAACAACAUUCACUUUUCAGCAAUGUCAUAAAGAUCCGAAAGAUCCUUAAGAGACAACUGCUGACUCGGUGAAAUAAUGGGCUGGCCUUCUCGUUGCCCAUUGAUCGUACCAUGGUCGAAGGUUCGAAUCCAGCUCUAGCUGUUUUGUCUGCGGCUUUAAGUCAGGAGGCUUGCCAGGCACCUAGCGCCGGGUUGUCGCUCAUUUCUGAAAAAGCCGAUUUCCUUCAUGCACGAUCCUCAAACCCUGCGAAAGAGAUGUCUGUCCUAAACUUCCAGGCGCAGCCUAGAAUAGUUCAUUGUAUAUAAAAUAAGAUUGUGGUUUGCAUGAAUUGUGAGUGUGCCAAAAGUAUUUGAGGAUAUUUACGAUGCCCUGCUGUGAUGUAAUUAAGGAAAACCUUACUUAUAUAUAAUGAACCCUGUCUCGGCUGGUGUCGCUAUCUGUGCCAGUGAUAUCAGGAUGAUGGGAAGAAACGUUCGUUUAUCUCAUCGGAACAGUUCCACCAUCUCAAAGCAGUAGUUGCCGAUGUGAUUUUGGCACGAAAAAGAUGUAUAUAAAUUCCAUGCUAUUAUUUUAUUAUUGAAGUGUAUAAAACGUAAAUUCUCACGAUAAUUAACUAUCUUGUAUAUGUAUCAUGUGUGUGUCUUUUAUACAUAUGCGUGUAAUUUAAAAUUGUAUAAUAGUUUGGUUUUCUACUCAUUGUCAUUUACAUUUUUUUUAAUUAACAGUUUGUGUCUUGAUUGAUUCAGAUAUUGCGUUACUAAUGUACUUGUAGAUCGUCUAUUGUCCUUAUUGGAUUCUUCUGAAAAUGUUCCGAAAACUACAUAAUUGGCGAGAAUCUUUGUUCAUCAAUAAGAACUUAAUGGCGAUUCAUUCAGAUCAUACACGUAAAAUGACCGCCUUUGAUAAUUAGGAGAAAGCAAACUUUUCGAGGCAGAUAUUUUCAUGUUCUCAAAUAUUUUUUUGUGUAAGCUAUAAACAUCGGAUGCAGUUUUGUGUAAGAAUUUUUAAUCAAAGAUAUGUACACGAUACUUGCUAUUAAAAUAUUACGUGGGAAGAGUAAAGUGGUUCCGUGUUAUUUUAUUCAGAUUUAUGCGGCAAGAAUACCACUGUCACAAAAUGUCAGCGCGAGUGUGGAUGAAAUUAUGUCGGAAUAUUCUUA